AAUUUAUAUAUGAAUAAAAAUGCGAGUUUGGUAUUUUAAAUAUCACUGCCGUAACAAAUGGUUAGUUUUAUAAGUGUGUAUGUGAUUUGCUAAUUUCGAUGAAAAAUACUUACACAUUUUUGUUAUAUUUUGGGAUUUGCUUAUUCAGUUUGUAUUCUAAUUGUUUUGAAUUAGAUAUUGGUCAAAUAAGCAAAUAUCGCAGAGGAGGAAAUGAGAUCAAUGUUUACAGGGAUGAUUCUGGUAAUUUUUACAAGCAUAAACCUUAUGAACCUUUUUUGUUGAAGGAAUUAUACUAUGAUGAUGAUGUAAUAUAUUUUGAUGCUUUGUUAACUAGCGAUCAACUUUUGAUAUCUGCCUCAGUUCUUUGGGUGUUGGAUAAUCCAACUGUAAUAUAUUUAAAUCUGGAAAAGUCAUCAGUUAUACUAUUAAAUGAAAACAAUUUGAUAUUAACGGUUGAGGCAAUAUUCUCGAGGGAAACUAUUUCCAACAUAAACCAUAAGUCGCAUCCUGACUCUGAUAAGCUUGUUGAUGUUGACAUACAACAAACUCAAAACUACGUCAGUAAUUCAUUGAAUGUUUCUGUUAACCAACUUCAUUUAUCAGGGAAUGGUCUCGAAAGAUUUGUAUUCAGAUAUUAUGACAUUGGUUCAUACAGAUUAAAUGAUCUUAUAUACGGAACUGAAAAUCGUUUAGGCUUUGGAAAUCUUACAACUCAUGUAAUAGAGGACGCUGUCCCGGGAAAUUAUGAAGAUAAAAAAAACAAUUUCCCCUUAAAUAUACCUAACAAGGAACAGGUUUAUGGAGUAUGCCUGUAUAGUUAUAAUAACUUCCCACUAGUUAUGGAAUUAGUUUAUACCUAUAAUAAAAGGCACUAUUAUGGUCAUACUCCUGGAAAAAAGUGGCAUAAAGUACUUAUGCCAACCAUAAAUGAACCAUAUUAUAGAGAAAAGCUACUUGACAGACUCAACUAUUAUGCUUGUAUGAAUGGAUUUAAGUAUAUAGUUGAUAUUAUGAGGACUUCAGAUAGAGAAGAUGACUUAUAUAGUAUUGACAAUUAUUGCAUUGGGCCCAAUGGUGUAGACAAAGUUAAGAAUAAUGUAAAAUUAAAACAAGAAACCAGAAGCGAUAACAGUAAAUACAAAUGUUACGAACAUUCUGGUGAGAACAUUGAAGAAUUCUUCGUAGAUAAUUUAUAUUGUGGAGACUCAAUUUUUCAACUACAAAAUUUGCCAAAAAACAUAGAUUCUAUAAGAGUGUAUAGAUAUCGAAAUAAUAAACCAUGUUUAAUUACUAUUGUUGACAAUAAUUCAUUGUUGUAUUACAAACGUGAAGGUGACAAAUGGAAAUACUUUAAUACUGAUGAGAAUCUCCCAGACAUCAAUACUAAAUUUAAUGAAAAAAUAAACAGACUCCUGGAUGAACUUGAUCCUGAUGAAGAACUUCGUGAGGAGAAACUAAAGAAUAAUCAAUGGAAGAAGGAGCCUAAAUUAACCUUUAUUGAGGUUGUUAACUUGUUACCUGAUAAAGUAAACAUAAAAGUUCAAGGUAAUAAAACCUAUCAAAUGCAAACGUUUAAAUAUGACAAGAGAGAAUUAGAAUCGAAAAGAUUAAAAAGAUUUCAGUUUGAUAUAUAUAGUUAUAUGGAUCCCAUCGAACAAAUAGCAGCAAUAAGUGAUGGCAAUCUUAAUACCGUUUUACAUGUAGAGACAAGGCCCAACUGUGCCUUGAUUGCCAUAUAUUAUGAUGGAAGACCUAUUAUUGAAUUCGAAAAGAAUGAUGUAUUAGUUCAUAAAGCUGUUUAUUUUUAUCACAAAACAACUGAUAAUAUGGAUGUUUACCUGUAUACCAACAGUUUAUAUGUUUACCAUUUCAGAAAUAAUUAUUAUAAGUAUGAUUAUAGAUGGGAACUAGUAUCCAAAGAACCUGUAAAACUAGCAGAUUCAGAUCAAACAGACGAAAAUUUGAAAAGAUAUUUUGAGGAAGUUAAAAAACUCAAUCCAAAAAAAGCCACUGAAAAAUCUAAAAAAAUUAUAGUAAAUGGUGAUGCAAUAAAUUUAAUGAAACAUGAUGAAGUAACAAUAUUGACAAGAAAUUACUUAAAGGAAACAAUAGUAACAAUCAAGAAAGAUAAAUCUAAAAAUAACCAAUCAAAAGAAGAAUUUAAUGUAGACAAAUUUGAUGGCUCUUCUGGUGCUAAACAGUCUUGUUCUCAUAGUGUAGUCAAAUAUAAUGAUCAAACACUGGUAAAUUUAAAUGAAAGCAUGUAUCACCUUAUAAAGUUAAUAGAGUUCAUUAAAGAAAAUGAUGAAUUGACCCUUUAUUUAUAUACCAACACGCUCUAUGUCUUUAGAUUUCAAAAGAACCCCCCUAGUAAUGAGUGGAAGUUUAUAAUACUUCAACCUGUAAUGUGUCCUUAUAAAAAGGUUAGUGAACCACUGGAACCUUACUUUACUAAGAUGAAUGAAAUUAAUAAGCUCGACUUCAAAGUUAAUAUAUUUGAGAACAUUAUUGAUCUACUUCCUAACAUAAAUGUUAAUAUAACAACCAAAUUAAACGAAAGGUAUAAUAUUACCACCAUAAAGAAAAACUUGGCCCUUUUAAAGAAUGAUGAAAUUAUUAAAAAAGAGUUUGAUGUUCAUUAUUACCUUCAUAGCGAUUACACAGAACAUGGAAUCUCAGAAUAUCUUAAAUUUAUGAAUAUGAAAAGAAGUGGAAAAGAUGAAGCCAAGGUACACACACUACCAUUAUAUGCAAUCAAUCACAUUAAAUGGAGUUAUGCUGAUGUUUUCAAGGUUUAUUUCAAGGAUAGGUGCGUAUUCCUUGCUGUGGAAUAUAUUCAUAAAGAUAAUCAUACUCAUAUAUACGGAUACACGAAUGCUUUAUAUGUUUUUCAUGCAUAUAGGCAUGAUAACGAUGGUUAUAAUUAUCAUGAUUGGAAACGUAAAAAGGAACCGGCGGUAAUUGAUGAUUCGACUAAUGAUGAUCCAAAAAUCAGUAGAGACUUAAAAAAGUACUUCAAACUGGCAAAGAAUAUCAACAAUUUUGACUUCGAUUAAUAAAUGUUUAAAAUAAUUUGAAUUGAAUCAUACCUUGUAGUGGAUUAUAAAUGAGUUGUUAUAAAAUAUUAGUUUAUAGUAUAUUCACGUUUAUUAGAGUCUCAAUUAUAAUUAAUUUUAGUUACACAUCAGAAGAAUCUUCAAGAUAACGAAGAUUUUGUGGAUGUCG
Molecule: messenger RNA, 3225 nt
Organism: Theileria parva strain Muguga
Lineage: Eukaryota; Apicomplexa; Aconoidasida; Piroplasmida; Theileriidae
Product: putative integral membrane protein
Exons: 2
Coding region: 99-3056 (985 amino acids)
Source: RefSeq, a predicted model, not a curated record